Acytostelium subglobosum LB1 is the source of this 1095-nucleotide messenger RNA. RefSeq lists its product as hypothetical. Lineage: Eukaryota; Evosea; Eumycetozoa; Acytosteliales; Acytosteliaceae. The record is from RefSeq and is a predicted model, not a curated record. The transcript has a single exon. The annotation marks the transcript as partial.
AUGUACAAAUAUAACAACAACAAUAUAUUGAUGCUGAUUUCAGCAUUUGUAGUGGUGCAAUGUAUUAUAAUGGCCAAUGCAUCAAGUAGCCACUCACCAAUAAUCGAGCUUCCUAUUCGCCUGUCACAACAGUUGUCACCACUGGAAUGCUUCAAACGCACGACCACCACCAUUAGAGUACUCAACCACUCACUAUAUACUUCACUUCAGCUGCUGAGUGCCAAUGGAGAGCAGCACUACACCAUCGGUGACGAUGGAGUGUUUGGCGACAUCCCCAUUGCAAGCCACUACACCCUCCUCUACACUGACAACCAAGACCAGACACAACACUCCAUGCUGGUCACCCUGUACAAAGAAAGCCGUACACAUCAACAGAUUAUAAAGUCACUGGUGCGUGUUGCUCAGUCCACAAUUCUGCAGCAGCCAUCAUCCGAGUUCUCUAAUGACGGUCGUGUCCAGCUCGAGUUGGACGGCCCUCUUGGCGCACAGUCUGUGCUCGCACACUUUGCCUUCAACCAACUGGUCUCUGUCUCUUACCAGGGUGCUGGCUGUGGACUCGUCGACAUUGAAUGGACAGCACCAAAGUCCAGCGCAACCAACAAAUACCAAACAAAGAAGCUGCUGUCCAUUGAGGCCGCAUCGUUGGACGCCCAACUUAGCUCGACCGCCUGUGAGACACUCCAAGUGAACUUUGAGGCAUCGACUUCAUACGUCAUCUCACUCAGUCAGGUGGACGACACCACCAACUACUCCAACAUCAUCACCAAGAAUGUUGCCAUCGGACAUGUCGCUGCCAAGUUCACCAACCUCUACGGCAGAUUCAACGUGACGAUCCGCGAGCAAGCCACCUCUGCCAUGGCGUACACUGGCAUGACCACAGUGGCCCAGUGCGAGCACAACCAACAGAAGCCACCCACCACCACACAGAUCAUCAUCAUCAUCUGUCUGGUCGGAGGUCUAGUGUUUGGCAGUUUGAUUGGUCUGGCCAUCUUCAACAAGUAUUUCUACCACGAGAAGCCAUCUACCUACCAGCGCAACACUCCACCCGCCUCGCAGAACUCCAACAAGAACUCGGCCUUUAAUUCAAAUAUUUAU